AUGGCCGCUAUCGUCAGAUGCCCAGAGCACGCCUUGAAAAGGGUCGGAAGGCCGCGAAAUCACGGUUCGAACUGGUCUCGAUCAAAGCAUAGAUUCGGCUCGGAUCGUCGGCCGAGAUCCCCAGGCCGAUCUUGCCCCAAGGUGGCUUGGAAGGCCGCUGCCCUCGAGCCUUUGCCAGUUGUCGCCGCCGUCGGUGCUCUUCCACAGACCACUCUGGGGUCCGCCGCUCUGCCGGCCCCAGGGCCACAUCACCAUCUGCCAGGUACCGGCGAAGAGCACCCGCGGGUUGGUCGGAUCGAUUACCAGGUCCGAGGCGCCGGCUUCGGUGCCAGCGUGGAGCACCCGUUGCCAGGUCUCACCACCGUCGCGGGUCUUGAAGAUUCCGCGCUCUUCUUGGGGGCCGUAGCAAUGGCCCAUAGCAGCGACCCAGACCGUGUCGGGGUCCUUAGGAUGGACGACGAUCCGGCCGAUCCGGCCGGUUUGGUCGAGUCCGCGGUGUUGCCAGCUUUCGCCACCGUCAGUGGACCGGUAGAUCCCAUUGCCGAUCGAGAUGUUAGAGCGAAUGAAGGUCUCGCCGGUGCCGGCCCAGACCACGUUGCGAUCCGACGGCGCCACCGCCAGUGCACCGAUCGACGAGGCCGGUUGGUCGUCGAAGGUCGGCCGCCAGUUGGUGCCGCCGUCGUCGGUCUUCCAAACUCCGCCGAGGCCGCGCCGGCAAAGUUUGAGCUCGAGCUGGCAUGUUUUCCCCUGAGUGGCGACUGGCGUCGGGCCGACUGGCGUCGGGCCAGCCGAAGCGGGAAUCAUAGCCUGCCGCCGAAGUCGCUUCGCCGAGGGGUCGCUUGGUGGCUGCUAGAGUCCAACGUCAAACUUGGAACUUCGCUUCGGGGAGACCCUUUGAGCUCUACCAGCCAGUAUCAGCUACCCAUCCGUCCGCGCCGCAACCGCCGUAAUGCGGCGGUGCGAGAUCUAGUCCGCGAGACUGUCUUGGAACCCAGUGAUCUGAUCUUGCCGCUGUUCUUGAUCGAAGGCGACAAGUGUCGUCAGCCGGUGCUCUCGAUGCCGGGGUAUCGGCUGAGCAGCGACUUGUUGGUCGAGGAAGCUGCCGCUGCCCAUCACCGUGGAAUACCGGCGGUCGCUCUGUUUCCAGCUCUCGGCGACGAGUCAAAAGAUCGGCUAGCCAGUGAGUCGACCAACCCAGACGGGCUGCUACAGCGCACCGUGCAACGGCUGAAGGAGGCGCUACCCGAGCUGCUGGUGAUCACCGAUGUGGCGAUGGAUCCCUACUCCAGUGAUGGCCACGAUGGCCUGGUGGCCGAGGACGGCCGGAUCCUCAACGAUCCGACGCUCGACAUCCUCGCCGCGAUGGCGGUGUCCCAGGCCGAGGCCGGUGCCGACCUUGUGGCGCCCUCGGACAUGAUGGACGGUCGGGUAGGCGCGAUCCGCCGAGCGCUCGACGGCGCUGGUCACCAAGAGGUCGGCAUCCUGGCCUACUCGGCCAAAUACGCCAGCGCGUUCUACGGCCCGUUCCGCGAUGCGCUCGAUUCGGCGCCCCGGCACGGCGACAAGAAGACCUACCAAAUGGACCCGGCCAACGUCCGCGAAGCCUUACGCGAGGUUCGGCUAGACGUCGAGGAAGGCGCCGACAUAGUCAUGGUCAAACCGGCGAUGCCCUACCUCGACGUGGUCCGAGCGGUGCGCGAAGCGGUCGAAGUACCGGUCGCCGCGUACCAGGUCAGUGGCGAAUACGCCAUGAUCCAAGCCGCUGCCGAACGCGAUUGGCUCGAUGGCGACGCGGUGAUGCUCGAAAGCCUCACCGCCAUUCGCCGCGCCGGCGCCGACAUGGUCUUGACCUAUUUCGCCAAGCGGGCAGCAGAGGCGCUGGGUCGAUAG
Nerophis lumbriciformis (worm pipefish) is the source of this 1890-nucleotide messenger RNA. NCBI's taxonomy places the organism in Eukaryota, Metazoa, Chordata, Actinopteri, Syngnathiformes, Syngnathidae. The record is from RefSeq and is a predicted model, not a curated record.